UGGUUAGUGUAUAAAUGAGGACUUACCCUUUAACCUCCACCAUAAAACAUUGAAUCUGAAGUGUGAAGGCUCUGAAACAGCGCAGAGAGGCGUGAUACUGAGCAACAUGCAGAGCUCCAUGGUUCCACUGAACGCUCCUCUGGGUGAUGGCAGAGGAGCUGGGACAAUCGUGGUGAACAUGCCGGAGCAUCCACCCGAUUACGUGGUGUGGUCCAUUGCCAGCUUCAUCUAUGGAGUCCCCUGCUGCCUGGGCCUGAUCGCCUUGAUUUUCUCCAUCAAGUCCAGAGACCGGAAGAUGGUGGGAGACCUGAAUGGAGCGAAGGCGUACGGCUCCAAGGCAUUUUAUCUCAAUGGCGUCACGCUUGCACUUACCAUCAUCCUCAGCAUAAUCAUAAUAGUGGUGACAGUAGUGCUGAGUACUAUGCGUUGACCAUACUAAUAUUCUUAAAUGUGAUAUUUAUUGAAAGUUUGCAUGGGGGAAAAUCAUUACAUAAGCAGCAUUAUCUCCCAGAAGAAUGAUGUGCUGUUGAAGUCCAACAAAACUGUUGCGAACAACAUAUUUAUAA
Molecule: messenger RNA, 566 nt
Organism: Ictalurus punctatus (channel catfish)
Lineage: Eukaryota; Metazoa; Chordata; Actinopteri; Siluriformes; Ictaluridae
Product: interferon-induced transmembrane protein 3
Exons: 2
Coding region: 107-430 (107 amino acids)
Cellular component (GO): plasma membrane
Source: RefSeq, a predicted model, not a curated record